This is a messenger RNA of Mesocricetus auratus (golden hamster), 3205 nucleotides long. It is a transcript of the gene Letm2, whose product is annotated as leucine zipper and EF-hand containing transmembrane protein 2. Bases 1644 to 2942 code for a protein of 432 amino acids. NCBI's taxonomy places the organism in Eukaryota, Metazoa, Chordata, Mammalia, Rodentia, Cricetidae. Gene Ontology annotation, cellular component: mitochondrial inner membrane. The transcript has 9 exons. The record is from RefSeq and is a predicted model, not a curated record. Gene Ontology annotation, molecular function: ribosome binding. Gene Ontology annotation, biological process: intracellular monoatomic cation homeostasis.
AUUCCGUAUGAAGGUUUCAGUAGCAUUCCAGCCUUCGAGCCUGCAGAAGAGAGUUUUCCUUCCCAGUGUUGUCCCUUCUGCUACCCGGACCCCACAACCUCCUCUGCCAACCAGAGACUUCUAGGCAGUUUCAGAGUUUGAAGGGACAGAGGAGAAAACAUCAAAGCGAUGAUAUUAGUGACUCCAAGAUGGGUUACCAAGGCGACUAUCAGACCUUAGUAGACACUACAGAAUGUGGGCAGGCAGGGAGGGGGGAAACGCAGUUUUGGUCUCUAUACUACAGACGUCCCCUAAACUAACUCUAACCUACAAGUCACUUCUUGGUAUCGUAAGGAGGACUCCGCGGCUGCCUUCCGCGCUGCUACCGUGAAGGAUGCGAGCGGUUCCCAGAAUUUGAGAGCUCAUUGGAUGGUAAUCGCGUCACUCAGAGUGACGUCACAGGGCGAGGCGCAGGAGGUGGGAGCAUGGAGGCUGGGCUUCCGGCCCCAAUGGAUUGGGGGCGGGGAGGAAUUGGGAAGGCAGGGUUUGGGGCCCCAUCGCCCCGCAGGUAGCGUGCUCACCCUUCCCGCGUGCCCCCUCAUCCCCAGACCUGGCCCCGAACUUCGUCGCGCAGCCGACAUUCGCCCCUUCGGUGUACCUAACCCCACCCCAGCAAUCCCCAAACCCACAACAGCCCGUUGCACAUCCUCCGAGGCCGCCGGCCGUGAGCCGAGGGCGCCUUUUGCACCGGUGCGGCGAGCGCGGGGUGCAGAGGUAACCCCGCAGCGCUGGGCGUGGAGUUUCCCCGAAACGCCGGGCCGACUGCCCGGGAGUGGCCUGUAGCCCGCGGUCCGGGGCUGAGAAGCCUCUGCAACAGGCCCGAUCCCCCCUCCGGAGAAGCGCCAACCGCGGUGGGCUGGUUUCCGAGGUGCUGAGCCCGGUUCGCGAUGGUAGCCUUUGGUUGAGGUUUCCAAGGGAUGGGGGAGACCUCGUCGGGGGCCUCCUCCCGGCGCGAUUGCGAGUUAGAGUUACUGCCAGUAGCUGGAAAGCGGCUGCGGGUGGAGAACGGUUUUAGUUAAAGGUACAGAGCUUAGUUGGGGCUCCGGAGAUUCAGUAACACUAGGAUGGUAUCCGUUUCCGUCUGCAUUUGAACCAUUCGAGGUACCGUUGUGUCUUCGCUAUGACACACAUGAAAUGAGUGAAUAGUUUUGGACUUUGGGCUUGGCUGUAGCUUGGCCAAACAGUAUGGGAAACACUGAAAAUGAAUUCAGGAUGCUUACUUUCUACUUGUAUUUUCUGGUUACAGAUAAAGAUGUCGUUCUCCUUUUAACCGUCGAAGCAGAUUAGACAUUAUUGACCAGAAAUAAAAAAAAAAAAAAAGCCUUUGGAGGCCAUAUCGUCUUCACGAGCACCUUCUUAGAACCCAUUUCUGUGUUUUGGGAUCGAAACAGUACCAUUUUCACAUCCAGAGCAAAGACAAUACUAUGACUGUUGGAAAUGAACCUGAAGGAAAUUUUACACCUUGAAUAUGCAAAUUUCUGCCCUUGCAUUAGUUUUUUUAAAAAAACUAAAUUCUGAUAUUUAAUUGAUGCCUUUUUAAAAUACUAAAUUGUUUACUUCUUUUGCCUAGGUCUCUGUUGGCUAGUUGAAACAAAAAAAUAAAUAUGACCUUCUACAGUUAUAAUUCUUUCUUAGCUAUUUUGUGGACAAGAUUGCCGAGCCAUUCUGUGUAUCCUUCCUGUUCUCACUCCCCAUCGCUUGCGUUUCUCCACUUGCCAGAUUCUCAUUUGCGAGCGACCUACAUGAAAAGCUAUGGAAGCAGGAAGUACUCCUAUCCCAGUCUACCAGGCCAUAAAGCCCAUCCUUUACGAACUAGACUCACACAAAAACUACACACAACUUGCUGGCUACAAAAUCUCCCCAGUAAACCUCAGCCAAUGCAAAUCCCAGAAAAACCUAAGCCAAUGAGCCCUCCACCUCCCAAAGGAGCCGAGACAGAGAUUACAGAAGAAAAGCGAUCUUUAAGUCAAAAAAUCAUGGAUGAACUCAAGUAUUAUUACAAUGGAUUCUAUUUACUUUGGAAUGACACCAAAGUCGCUGCCAGAAUAGUUUCGAAGCUACUGCAUGGGUAUACGCUAACGAGACGAGAGAGGCGAAGGGAAGAAAAACAGAAAAAGAAGAUGGCUGCAAAGUUGGAAAUAGCAAAAUUCCUUCAAGAGACAAUGACGGAAAUGGCGCGGAGAAACCGAGCCAAGUUGGGAGACGCCUCUUCAGAGCUUUCCUCCUAUGUACAACAGGUCCAAACAGGCCACAGACCCAGCACUAAGGAGAUAGUUGGCUUCUCUAAACUCUUUGAGUAUCAGUUAGCCCUGGAACAUUUAGAUCGACCUCAACUGGUUGCCCUGUGCAAACUGCUGGAGUUGCAGACCUUCGGAACAAACAAUCUGCUCCGCUUCCAGCUGCUGAUGACACUGAAGUCUAUAAAAGCAGAUGACGAAAUAAUUGCCAAAGAAGGGGUGAAGGCUUUGAGUGUGUCAGAGCUGCAGGCUGCCUGCCGGGCACGAGGGAUGAGAUCGUUAGGCCUCACCGAGGAACAACUUCGGCAGCAACUCACAGAGUGGCUGGACCUCCACCUGAAGGAGAAUGUGCCCCCUUCUCUUUUGCUCCUGUCACGAACCUUCUACCUAAUAGAUGUGAAGCCAAAGCCUAUCGAACUACCACCAAGUAUAGAGCCUCCAAAGUCAAACCUCGUCUUGGCUUCAUCUACUCCCCCUGAGUCACAACAGAAUGUUGUAGAUACUGCACCUCAACUAAAAGGAACUAAGGAUGAAGAAUUGAUAAAACUGCCCCCAGUACCAUCCUCAGUCAUAAAACCACCAGCAACCAUCUCCAAAGAAGCAAUUAUCCAGGCCAAAUCCCAGAAGAACUCACAGAACAGCAAGGCUAAUUCAAAAGGAGCCUAAGGACCCCUUGAAGAUGGAGCUCACUCUCUCCAGUCACUGUCUCCUCAGCAGUGGCAUCCAUGAAGGAAUUCUAGCUAAGACUGCCUGGCUUGAGAUAAAGGAUCAGCCAUUAAGUCGUUGGAGGCCUCCUGACCAUUCCAGAUGUGCAAGCAGUAACACCAAGUUUAGGCCACUUAGAGAAGCUUAAUUGUGGUCUAUUUCUACUGUAUAAUGUGUCAUCCUACUAAACUUUGAGUAAAGCCCACUCCCAUGUUGUUUUUGAA